This is a messenger RNA of Ichthyophthirius multifiliis, 447 nucleotides long. RefSeq lists its product as hypothetical. The transcript has a single exon. The record is from RefSeq and is a predicted model, not a curated record. NCBI's taxonomy places the organism in Eukaryota, Ciliophora, Oligohymenophorea, Hymenostomatida.
AUGAAAAAACAGAAAAUAUAAUAUCAAGAGGCGAAUUUACAAUAUAAAAAUCAGUUUAGGAAAUAUUAAAUUAUAUAACGAAUCCUGCAAAUAGAGCUUAAUGGGAUAAAUAAUUUAAAUAAGGAAAAUAAAUUUAAAAAAUAGAUGAUUAAACUAGUAUCGAACAUAAUAUUUUUAAAAGAGUUUUAGUUGUUGGAGGUCGAGAUUUUGUCAUACUUCUUAAUAAGUAAAUUUGUAAUAAUGUUUAUUAUUUAUUAGUUACUUCUAUUUUAGAUGAUAGAGUUCCUGAAUAAAAAGGAGUUAUUAGAGGAGAAGUUGCUUUUGGUGGUUGGGUUUUAUAAUAAAUAAAUGAACAAAGUACUAAUUGUAUUUAUAUUACUAAUGUUGAUCUUAAAGGAGACAUUCCUUAAAAAAUUAAAAAUAUGGUUGCUGAAAAAUAAGCAAUGA